UUCAAAGUGGCAGCAUGCAUGGGGUUGCAAGGAGUGCAUGAAGAUACGCGAACUGGCUCGACCUUCAGCAAGGCCCCUCGCUUCCAAUCGCGAUGUCAAUCCAACCAACAGAUCAAACACCAGUCCAAGCCAUCGUCGGUCCUUGCUGACAUCGACACUUUAUUGCAUUCACUCGGGCCACUUCGACCCAAGUCCACACCUGCUCCAUCAAAGUACCACCCCAAUCCUGCCGUAACACAGCCCAAAAUCCCAUCGUUGCCAUUUUCAACGACACCUCGGAUCAAAGCCACUCGUAACACUCGUCUCGGUCCAGGAAUAUACGAUGCAUGUCGAGCCGAUAAAGUGGUUGCCCGCCGCAUAGUGGGGGGCUCGUGGCCAUCGCCUCCACCGCUUACAUACUCCAAUCCAUCCCCGCCAACACACAACAAUCAAGACUGCUCAGACGACGAUAACGACCACGAUCGCAGCACGGACUCGGAUUCUUCUCGUUCUUCCGUCGAGAAGUUUGUUCAACAAGCGCUUUGUCUUGAACGACCUUCGCCGCCACCCAAGACUCGCCGAGCUCCACGAAGUCUGGGAUACCAUUCCAUCUCGUAUGUGCUGGUUGAUCGUCGAGUUGCUGGAACGCCACUUAUGGCCCAAGCUGCGCGAAGUCGAACGAGCGUCCGUCGACUUCGCCAACGAGGGAUCGUGUGUUUGCUUACAAAACGUUCGUCGUCCAGCCGCCGCCACCAAAUUUGGCUGCCACCACAAGCGCAUUCUACUUGGUCUCUACAGACGACUCGCCAUCGUUUAGUACCGGGCUUUGGGAGUCAACCGCCUCGUCGGGCAGCCACUGGUCGACAGGAAUGGGCCAUGGCGCAAUGUCAUCGGCAGUGGUCAACUCGCCAAGGUACCAUGUGGUCGCGACAGGCUGGCCGAGAUCGCAUUCGGUGUAAAUUCAAAGGCAUGAAAAAGGUCGAAUGCUUCCGGGCCCCGCUCCGACGUCGCGGGGGGGAAGCCCCAAGUCAGGCAAACUCAGAGUCUGACACUGUCCGGUCCAUGCGAUCGCGGGGGAAGGUGGUUCAGUACGAUAAAGCCCUGGGGCGCGACGAUGCGGUGGGUCCAUUUGGCAGCAACCCGUAUGCAACUGAGAGGAGUUGGGUGUUGAGUGAAAGCAUCGACUUGACCGUUGAUCGAAAAUGGGUCCAGCCCCGGCUUCGGGUGGCUACGAUUCGAGAGCCUGCGUGGGAGAUACAAAACAAGUCGGCCGACAACCAACUUUGCCAAUUGGACAUUGACCCUCAGUACAACUUUGGGAAGAAACGAUUGAAGGGGGUGGUCAUAACUAAAACUCCAACAUCGUCAUCGAGAAUCCCAAUGCAGAAGGAGCAGUUUGCACGCCUCAAUGUCGAGGCGGUGGAUGUCAAGUACGACAUAGUGAAGCCAAACGUCAAAGGCAUUGUGGCGUAUCAGCGCCCAUGGACAGCAGCAACUUCAGUCCGUGGCGAAACCAGCGAGCAGUGCAUUUUGGAGUCCAACAACUUGGAUUUGACACGGCCUCGUCGUGGUCGAGCCGUAGACAUGAGCAAGUGCCAAGAGCGGUGGCCCAUAUCUCCACUUGACUGUGAGGAUCGGUUGUUAUGGAUCGAGGCUGCAAACAAAGACAAGGUAGCCCUAGAUCUCGCAUUGAGCAAAAUCAGCAGAACACAAGGCACGGUUCACAUGGCGAAGGACACACUGCAGCGCUUUGUGCCUGUGAAAGCGAAGAGUUACCUCAACAGCGACUAUGACACGUCCAACCAACAAAUGGUGUUGAGCACGUUUGAAAAUACCAACAAGUCAAGUGUGAACAUGGCAAAGAACAACACUUCCCGAAAUUCACACCAACUCGCUUGUGACGGGACAAGACUGGAGCUGGACGUGGAGAAUGCACUUCGAGCGAGCAGCAAGUCCAAACGAGUUGUUGGGGCUUUCAAUAUGGCCAAACAGAGCUCGGGGCCACCACGUCCGAAAGUGGCGGGGCAUGUGUUGACGCUGGAGCCAACGCGAUGGACGAUAAACACCCCCAGGGGCUUCGUGUCCAUGACGAAGCACUCUGGACGAGAGGACCUGUUUAUCCAGUGCAAGGAGAAUCCCCCUCUCAAUCUGUCGCUACGCAAUCCUACUACGGUCCUCUCGGAGUUCAAGCGGGCACAAGCGCAUGUCAACAUGUCGAAAAGCCGAGGGAGAGAGGCCGCGACGAAGGCGACGAACACACUAGAAACAUUGCUGUCCCCGAAAGCAGCCGCAGCUUUGACAAAGAAGGUCGCGAUGUGUGUACAAAUGGCCAAGGCUGUGGGCCGGGAAGGGUUUCGCUCAAAACUCGAGCCACAGACGCCGGCAGAGGAGCUACAUUUGUCGCCCAAGCUGACGUCGUCGACAUUAUCAAAGUACGCGCGAGUCAUAUCCCACGUCAAUAUGGGGAAAUCAACUGGACGUUCAGGCCAUUGAUGGACUGAUAUUAUAUGGCUCAAUAAAAUCUCAUGUAAAUGACCAUG
Aphanomyces astaci is the source of this 2519-nucleotide messenger RNA. RefSeq lists its product as hypothetical. The record is from RefSeq and is a predicted model, not a curated record. The coding region runs from base 19 to 2472 and encodes 817 amino acids. Lineage: Eukaryota; Oomycota; Saprolegniomycetes; Saprolegniales; Verrucalvaceae. The transcript has 3 exons.